AUGCUGUUCUCCAUGAUCUUCAUUGGAGGCUACACUCGGCUCUCUGGCAGUGGCUUAUCCAUGACGGAUUGGCGCCUAGAAGGGCGUCGGCUGCCCUUGACAGAGGAGGCGUGGCUCAAGGAGUUCGAGGAGUACAAGAAGUAUCCAGAAUAUCAGCGGUUACAUGCAGGCAAGAUGGAGCUCGAAGAGUUCAAACGGAUCUACUUUGUAGAAUGGUUCCACCGUAUGUGGGGCCGUACGGCUGGCUUUUUGUUUGCGGGGCCCUUGAUCUACUUUGCAGGGCGCGGUGUGUUGCGCCUGCGCUUUGCGGCCAACCUGACGGGACUUUUCGCUUUGGGUUUGUCACAAGCCUUUGUAGGUUGGUGGAUGGUCCGAAGUGGCUUUGAUCCUCCGGAGCAGCACACGCCCACUUUGGGCCCCAACCAGAGGCCUCGGGUCUCCCCAUAUCGCUUAGCCUCGCAUUGGACAGCUGCGCUCACCAUUUAUGCUGGUUGUGUGUGGAACACCUUGAGCUUGUUGCGCCCCAGCCCUUCUCAGAUCCAUAGCUGUGCAGAGGCCGUGAAGGCUGCUUCGCGCUUGCGCCUUUGGGCCUGGCCGACCACUGCCAUGGUCACGGCCACCCUUCUCAGUGGACCCUUUGUGGCGGGGAAUGACGCAGGACGAGCCUUCAAUACCUGGCCUAAGAUGCUGGAUGAUUGGAUCCCACCAGAAUGGUUGGCCUUCAUAGCUGAGCCCUUCACCAAAUGGAGGGCCAUCUUUGAAGAGACGGCUGUUGUUCAAUUCAACCACAGGAUGUUAGCCUACUCGUCGGUGGCGGCAUCCUUAGGACUCUGGGCUUAUUCAACACAGUUGCCACUCUCUGCAGCUGCUGCCAGUGCCACUGCAGCGCUUCCCAUGGUGCUGGGGGCACAAAUGUUCCUGGGCAUUGCCACGUUGCUGCUCUACGUGCCGACUGAAUUGGGCGUGGCUCAUCAAGCGGGUGGCGUCACCGUGCUCACGGCCCUACUCUUUGUGCUCCACACCAUGCGGCUUCCAGUGUAG
Durusdinium trenchii is the source of this 1041-nucleotide messenger RNA. Lineage: Eukaryota; Dinophyceae; Suessiales; Symbiodiniaceae. The record is from the annotation of a GenBank genome assembly.